CGAUUAUUACGCCGACUAGGCAAGACGAGGUCUGGGUGGAUUCACGGACACCGCCAGCAGCGCUCAACGGCCCCAUAUAUUACGAUCCCGGCUUCAGAGACGUCCCAAUGGCUACCAACUACAACAGAGUCGUCAACUUCGGCGCAGGUCCCUCUGCACUGCCGGUCUCUGUCCUAGAGGAGGCGUCCAAGGGCCUGCUCAACUUCCAAAACACAGGCAUCGGCAUCGCCGAGAUAUCGCACCGCUCGAAGGAGUUCACCGCGUUCGUCGCGAACCUCGAGGUGCUCAUCCGCACGCAGCUCGACGUGCCCUCGACGCACCGCAUCCUCUUUACGCAGGGCGGCGGCUCCGGACAAUUCUCCGCCGUCGUGUUGAACAUGCUGGCUCGCUACCGCCUGCUGCACCCCGAGUGCACCGCGGCGGACACGGUCACGGACUAUGUCGUCACUGGGUCGUGGAGCAAGAAAGCUGCAGAGGAGGCGCGCCGGCUCGGUGGCGGCACGGUGAACGUCGUCGUGGACGGGCGCACGUUCUCGGAGGGCGGCAAGGCGUUCGACAGCAUCCCCGCGCAUGACGCGUACAAGUUCUCGGAGGACCCCGCGCUGGUGUACUACUGCGAGAACGAGACGGUCGACGGCGUCGAGUUCUCGCAUGAGGACAGCUCGCCCGCGUCGUUUCCCUUCCACCUCCUGCCGAAGGGCGGGCUCGUGCCCCUCGUCGCAGACUACUCGUCCUCGUUCAUGUGCAGGCCCAUCCCGCACCUCGCUGACCACGCGAUUAUUUACGCGGGGGCGCAGAAGAACAUCGGCCCUGCCGGUCUUACUAUCCUUAUCGUACGGGAGGACUGCAUCGUCGACGUGGACGCGGCGGCGAAGCUCGGUGCGACCCCUGUCCCCAUUACCCUGUCGUACAAGACCCUCGCGGACUCGGGCAGCUUGUACAACACGCCAUCUGUGCUAGCAAUGUACAUCUCAGGGCUGGUGCUGGAGCGCAUGCAGAAGCAUGGCGGCCUGAAGCACUAUGAAGAGACGAACAGGCGGAAAGCAGGGAAGGUGUAUUCCGUUCUGAAGGAAGGUGAGGCGAAGGGUGUUCUGCGGAGAAAGGUCAAGGAAGGUUCUGGUAGCUGGAUGAAUGUGGUGUUCGAAAUCGUCGGACCCGACGCGGAGAAGAGAUUCCUCGAGGGUGCCGAGGAGCGCGGCAUGAAGGGGCUCAAGGGACACAGAUCAGUAGGCGGUAUCCGGGUGUCACUCUACAAUGCGGUCACAGAAGCAGAGGUCGACCAGCUUGUCGAAUACAUCAAAGACUUCAUCCUGCAAUGAGACAUGGGAUUACAUGUAAAGUAGAAUAGUCCACAUCUCUAAACAUGUAACAUACGCUCGUUAUCGUUUAUCGAAAGAGUCCA
Molecule: messenger RNA, 1402 nt
Organism: Postia placenta MAD-698-R-SB12
Lineage: Eukaryota; Fungi; Basidiomycota; Agaricomycetes; Polyporales; Adustoporiaceae
Exons: 4
Coding region: 108-1319 (403 amino acids)
Biological process (GO): L-serine biosynthetic process
Cellular component (GO): cytoplasm
Molecular function (GO): pyridoxal phosphate binding; O-phospho-L-serine:2-oxoglutarate transaminase activity
Source: RefSeq, a predicted model, not a curated record